GUCCGGGGCUGAAUGGGCGCGAGCGCGGCGCCGGGGGCGGGCUGGGGCGCGGGGCCGGUGGCUGGCGGCUAGCCAGCGCUCCCUCCCUAGCAUGCGAACGGAGGCGGCGGGCGGCGCGGAGCGGCGGCCUCAGAAGCCGCGAAGCCAAGCAGCGGCACCUGCCUGCCGAGCAAUGCCAAGUGAGUUCACCUCUGUAAAGCUGAGAAGCGAUUGCACAAGGACCUCCCUGCAAUGGUACACCCGAACCCAGAACAAGAUGAGAAGACCCAGCUUGUUACUAAAAGACAUUCUCAAGUGUACAUUGGUUGUGUUUGGAGUGUGGCUCCUGUACAUCCUCAUGUUAAAUUACACCGUUGAAGAAUGUGACAUGAAAAGAAUGCAUUAUGUGGACCCUGACCGCAUAAAGAGAGCUCAGAGAUACGCUCAGCAAGUCUUACAGAACGAGUGCCGGCCCAGGUUCGCGAAGAAAGCCAUGGCCCGGUUAUUUGAGCACAGAUACAGCGUGAACUUGGAGCCUUUUGUGCAGAAGGUACCCGGGGCCAGUGAAGCCGAGCUCAAGUAUGACCCUCCUUUUGGAUUCCGCAAGUUCUCCAGUAAAGUCCAGAGCCUCUUGGAUUUGCUGCCUGAGCAUGACUUUCCUGAACACUUGAGAGCCAAACACUGCCAGCGCUGCGUGGUGAUCGGGAACGGGGGCAUCCUACAUGGGCUGGAGCUGGGCCACGCCCUCAACCAGUUCGACGUGGUAAUAAGGUUAAACAGUGCACCAGUUGAAGGUUAUUCUGAACAUGUUGGAAAUAAAACUACCAUAAGGAUGACUUACCCAGAGGGUGCGCCACUGUCGGAUGUGGAAUACUACGCCAAUGACUUGUUUGUUACCGUGUUAUUUAAGAGUGUUGAUUUUAAGUGGCUUCAAGCAAUGGUAAAAAAUGAAACCCUGCCAUUUUGGGUUCGGUUCUUCUUCUGGAAGCAGGUGGCAGAAAAAGUCCCACUCCAGGCAAAACACUUCAGGAUUUUGAACCCACUUAUCAUCAAAGAAACUGCCUUUGACAUCCUUCAGUACUCAGAGCCUCAGUUGAGAUUCUGGGGCCAAGAUAAGAACAUUCCCACGAUGGGCGCCAUUGCUAUUGUCUUAGCCACACAUCUGUGUGAUGAAGUCAGCUUGGCAGGCUUUGGAUAUGACCUCAGUCGGCCCAGGACCCCUCUGCAUUACUUCAACAGUCAGUGCAUGGGUGCCAUGUACUCGCAAGCCAUGCACAAUGUGGCCACAGAGACGGAGUUCCUCCUGAAGUUGAUCAAGGAGGGCGUGGUGAAGGACCUCAGUGGGGGCAUCCACUGUGAAUUUUGAGCACAACAAACCUCAGUUAGAAAUGCAGAGGACUGUGGUGAACAACCCCCACUUGCAUUUCAGCCUGCAACUGCUUUGAUGUGCAGCUGCUGUUUUUAAACUUUUAGUUAAAAAAGAAAAACAAAACAAA
Molecule: messenger RNA, 1475 nt
Organism: Peromyscus maniculatus bairdii (prairie deer mouse)
Lineage: Eukaryota; Metazoa; Chordata; Mammalia; Rodentia; Cricetidae
Gene: St3gal5
Product: ST3 beta-galactoside alpha-2,3-sialyltransferase 5
Molecular function (GO): lactosylceramide alpha-2,3-sialyltransferase activity
Source: RefSeq, a predicted model, not a curated record